Suillus paluster is the source of this 597-nucleotide messenger RNA. RefSeq names its product kinase-like domain-containing protein. Lineage: Eukaryota; Fungi; Basidiomycota; Agaricomycetes; Boletales; Suillaceae. Gene Ontology annotation, biological process: protein phosphorylation. Gene Ontology annotation, molecular function: protein kinase activity; ATP binding. The record is from RefSeq and is a predicted model, not a curated record. The coding region runs from base 1 to 597 and encodes 198 amino acids. The transcript has 6 exons.
AUGCCGCUGAUCAUCUUCACUGCGAGUGUGGAUGUGUUCAUGCAGCUAAUUUUGUUAUUUCCUGGCUCAUUCUCAGUGACUUACAAAUCAUGUGUAGACAUCAGAGCAGACAAUGUCUUAGCGGCACUGUCUGACCCGAUUGUGCAAAUAGACAGGGUUCGGCUCAUUGACUACGGCGCAGCCUCCUUUGUUGACUCGGACAAGCGUUCUCACAAUGAAUGCUACCAAGCCAAUAUUAUUCCCGCGCCAGAGGUCAUACUUGGUCACCCAUGGUCAGCUCCCGUCGACAUCUGGUCAAUUGGAUGCCUCCUCUUUGAGCUCGUCACCAACUACCACCUUUUUGGCCAAGAAGGCCCCUAUUCUGCCAAUAUUUACCUGCAGGAUAUGGUCGUCGGGCUGAAUAUUUUAAUGAAAAUGGUUCACUUCUCCGGGUCAGCGAUUUCACAUCAAGAAGACAUAAUAUACACCCUUGGUACCGUACAGACAGAUGAUGUACCAGGUGUAGCCGCGUUCAUGCGUCGUUGUCUAACGUUAGAUUCCGCUUCGCAUGCGAGUGCGCUGGAACUUCUGAAUGACAAGUGGCUCGAGGAUGUGUAG